Dermacentor andersoni is the source of this 1125-nucleotide messenger RNA. Lineage: Eukaryota; Metazoa; Arthropoda; Arachnida; Ixodida; Ixodidae. The record is from RefSeq and is a predicted model, not a curated record.
GUGGGCGAGGCCGGCUGCGCAUGUGAAGCUCGCAUGCUCGGCGACCCGUCUUUUUUGGAUGUAGCCCGUUUCUUGUGCUCCCGGCGUUCUUUUGUGUUCCGUCUGCAUUUCGGCACGGUACAUCUGCACUAUUGGACUACAACAAGAUCUUAUGAGAAUAAAUAAUAACAGGUAAAUCCUUCUAUCAACAGCGAAAACCACCUACGAAACCAGAAUGAAGUAUGGCCAUUAUUUGGUAAUUGUGACUGUCUUGAUCUGUGAAACAUCUGCAAAGAAUUUUUGUGAGGGAGAAAAUGAGGAAAAACACUUCUGCAAAUAUAAAGGCGAGGAUUAUUCGAGGCUGUGCCCGAGAGUAACUAAAACGUGCAGCAAUACCGGAGAAAUAAUGUGCAUCUGCAAAGAAGGGUACUUCCGGCACGAGUUUUGGAAGCCUUGCGUGGCGUGGAGAGAAUGCGUUGUGCCCAAUCCAAGCAACACACAGAUUCUCCCAACUGAAGAAAUGACUGACUAUUAUCCCGAAGACGAAACGACCACUGAGGUGACAGUGCAAGAAAAUGACGAUGCGUCUCGGAAUACGAGCGCUACUGAUGGCGAAAUGUUGCCUUGCAUUUGGUGUCCGGUGCUCCGUUCUUUAUAUGCAUCUAUCGAGCCCGAGCAGAAGCCCAUGGACGGCAGCGUGAUUUCUCGAAGAUUGGUCCAGACCGGGCAUGAAAUGGCACCUCCGUCAAUGCGGCAGUGGGUGAAGGAGAGGAGCAACGUGAUUAUAGGAGACUCAACGUUUACACCGUGGCAGCAAAAGCAGCUUACCAUCAGCCUGGUUUCUGCAGCUGAUGGAAGGCAUGUCAUCCAGCUAAAUGCCCCCGGUCGUGGAAGCCUACCUGACGGCGCUGAGUUGCAUUAUGAUAUAUUGCAUUCGAAUGAGAAGUGCAUCAUUGUCGGGAAACAUCCUCCACGAGGAAAAAGGACAAAGUGCUAUUUCUGGACCCCUCAAAGCAGGAUCGGAGGGAGUGAUUUUGAGUGCGAUUUUAUUUUUAAUAACUAUUGUCAUCUUCCUUUUACUGUAUUAACGGAUGUGAGCGAAUGUCUGUAGCUGUAUGAUGUGUCAAUAAAUUCGAGACAGCAGCU